Messenger RNA from Podospora anserina S mat+, 768 nucleotides. RefSeq lists its product as uncharacterized. The record is from RefSeq and is a predicted model, not a curated record. Bases 1 to 768 code for a protein of 255 amino acids. NCBI's taxonomy places the organism in Eukaryota, Fungi, Ascomycota, Sordariomycetes, Sordariales, Podosporaceae. Gene Ontology annotation, cellular component: membrane. The transcript is spliced from 3 exons.
AUGUCGACCGCCCUCCGCAAACCCGGCCGCGAGCACUUCCCCAUUUAUCCCAAGGGGUUUAUUGUCUUGAGGAUCCUCCAGCUGGUGGUCGCGGUGAUUGUUCUGGGGUUGGUGGCGUAUAGUAUUCACUUUUUGGCUUGGGAUGGGAAUGCGUUCAUGUUGGCUGUGGCCAUCAUGACAAUCGUCACCUCCAUCUACCACCUCGUCGCCUGGUUCGGCGCCCCAGAAGCCUUCAACUACUGGGCCGUCCUCGCACUGGACAUCCUCCUCAUUGUGAUGUGGCUGGCUUCCUUCUCAGUCGUGGCGGCGCAUAUCGCUCCUUGGAUGCAGUAUUAUGGUAGUUACCUCUAUCUUACCUCGACAUACGAGCAGGCUUGGUGGACUGGGUUGGCGGCUGCUAGUGGGAUGGGUGGGCUUAACUUUGCCCUUCAUGUUAUUUCGUUGAUCAUCCACUCGAUCAGACUCCAUAGACACCGCAAGGAAGGCGGGCACUCCCAGGCGGGUGUGCCUUUUGGUCCUAAGCCUACUGUUGGAACGGUGCAAGUUCCUCAGGGGCAGCAGCAACAGCAGCAGCAGCAGCCGGUGGUGUACCAGCAGGUUCCUCAGCAGCAGUUCCAGCAGCAGUUCCAGCAGCAGCCGCCUGUUUAUCAGCAACCGCAGCAGCAGGUUUAUCAGCAGCAACCGGCGACUCGGGAGAAACAAGUGUGUUCUCCGCAGCCUCAGCAGCCUGUGCCGGUGCCACAGGGGCAGUUUUAUCAGCAGCAGUGA